AUGGAGCUCAGACUGAAAACGGAGCCCGAUGCAGAAGCCGGAAGCAGAUCUGAUGGAUACAAGAUGGUGGACAACAGGGAAUUCUGGGAAACGGCCAUGCAGAAGACCCCUGGGAUGGAGACCCUGUGCUCAGGCGGCCAGCACUUCAAGCAGUGCCGCUACCAGGAGGCCGAGGGGCCCCAGGAGGUUUGCGGCCGAUUCCACCACCUUUGCCGCCAGUGGCUGAAGCCAGAAAGGCAUACCAAGGAACAGAUGCUGGACCUGGUGGUCUUGGAGCGGUUUCUGGCUGUCCUGCCCUCAGAGAUGCAGAGCUGGGUCAGGGAAUGCGAGCCGGAGAGCAGUUCCCAGGCGGUGGCCCUGGCAGAAUGCUUCCUCCUGAGCGUGGCAGAGGAGAAGAAGUGGAAAGGGCAGGAAACUUCUGAAGGAGCAGCUGGUUUGCCUAAGGAGGAGGCUCUGUCAGACCCCCAGCAGGGACCAGUAUCGCAGUGGUUCGCUCAGGGGGGCGACAGAGGAGCCCCCUCACUGGGCGGUGAAAUGAUACCAUUUGUGGGCACAAGGUCAUCUCCUCUCCUCAGUGCAGGAGAAACGGUUGCUGUCGAGCUGGAUCAGAAUCCCGUGACCUUUGACGAGGUGGCCGUGUCUUUCUCCGAGGAGGAGUGGGCUCUCCUGGAGCCAGACCAAAGGGCCCUCUACAACGAAGUCAUGUCUGAGAGUCUCUUGAAUGUGGCCUCAUUGGGCCGGGGGGAGCCUCCCAGCUCGAACCGUGGAUGCUUCCGGAGGCUGCGGCAGCUCUGCGAUGGGUCGUGUUUGGGGAUUCUGCUUCUGCCGUCUGCUUCCGGGCUGCCGUCACGCUUUCAAGUCAAACUACGCGGGGAGAGCCAGGUGGACGCUUUUGGACUCGGACAGCCCCCUCACGCCCACCAAAGGCCAUCGGACUUUGCAGUUCCUGCCGGCUGGAAGCUCAUAAAAGAGGAAGAGGACCCCCUGGGAAGAAUCAGAACUAUCGUUCUGGAAGAGCAGAGCAGCCAAACGGAAGCCAAACAGAGAAGCAGGGAUAAAUCCUUCAUUUCCCAGGGGGGUAUCUUGUGGGACAUUGCAACCCAGGAAGAAGCCUGCAGAGGGUGCCCUGCGAGGGAGGAAAACUUCAGUCAUGAGCCAAACUUCAGUACUGAGUGGGGAAUCAACACAGGGGAGAUAUCAUAUAAUUAUUCAGGGAGUGGAAAGAGCAGCUGGCAGAGUGAACAUCUGGCUUCACAGCAAAGCAUCCACCUGUGUCAGUACUCAGAGUCUGCAGAAUGUGUCACUCAGAGCACAGACUUUUUAGAGCAUGAAGGCAUCCACACAGAGGAGGAACAGGAGUGUGGGGAAAGCUUCAUCCUGAGUGAAUACCUGACAGAGCUCCAACAAAGCCAGGAAGAGCAGAAGCAGUACAAAUGCAGAAUGCAAGCAGUUGCCACUUCUGUCAACUUGGAUGAAGGGCCAUCCUGUACCUGUCAGAAGCUUCCUUUCAGGGAGGCCACCAAGGACAUUGGAGCCCCCAAGACCACCCUGGGUACCCAGUCCUACUCUCCGACAAGACCUAUUUUGGUGUCCUCCUCCCUGGGAUGUAGCCAGGGGGACAUCUAA
Messenger RNA from Euleptes europaea (tarantolino), 1626 nucleotides. Its product is annotated as zinc finger protein with KRAB and SCAN domains 7-like. The transcript has 8 exons. The coding region runs from base 1 to 1626 and encodes 541 amino acids. The record is from RefSeq and is a predicted model, not a curated record. Gene Ontology annotation, biological process: regulation of DNA-templated transcription. Lineage: Eukaryota; Metazoa; Chordata; Lepidosauria; Squamata; Sphaerodactylidae.